Gloeophyllum trabeum ATCC 11539 is the source of this 1515-nucleotide messenger RNA. Its product is annotated as amino acid permease ScVBA-like protein. The annotation marks the transcript as partial. Gene Ontology annotation, biological process: transmembrane transport. The transcript is spliced from 13 exons. The record is from RefSeq and is a predicted model, not a curated record. Gene Ontology annotation, cellular component: membrane. Gene Ontology annotation, molecular function: transmembrane transporter activity. NCBI's taxonomy places the organism in Eukaryota, Fungi, Basidiomycota, Agaricomycetes, Gloeophyllales, Gloeophyllaceae.
GCUGCUAUGACAUUAUUUUUAGCCACGACGGACUCGACUGUCGUUUCUACGAGUCUUCCGACUAUAGCCAGCGACUUGCGCGCCUCACACAGCCAAUAUACCUGGGUAGGAGUCGCUUAUCUGCUCACCCAAACUGCAUGUCAGCCACUGUACGGGCGAAUCUCUGACUUGGUUGGUCGAAGGUGUAUUCUCUACUGUAGCAUAUUAAUAUUUGCCCUGGGCUCUCUGCUGUGCGGAAUAGCUCAAAACAUAACCUGGCUUAUCGCCUCUCGUGGCGUUGCCGGGAUUGGUGGUGGUGGUAUAGUCUCCGCAGUGUGGGUUAUAACAGCCGAGAUUGUCCCCGAGCAGGACAGGGCCAAAUGGUCCCAAGCACUCAGCGUAACGUGGAGUUGCUCUGCCGUAGCGGGUCCUCUCUUGGGCGGAUUGUUUAGUAGUAGAGGGCUGAAAUCCGAUCUAUGCAUAACUAACUCAUUCCCCUCAGGUCGUUCCUCCUCCAUUGUCAACUGGCGCUGGAUAUUCUAUCUCAACCUGCCAGUUUGCUUCGCGGCCUUCCUUGUCUUCGAAUUCUCUCUGCGCCGAGUGCGGCUCGGCUCAUCUGAGCAAGCUUCCUGGAAAGCGCUACGAGAGACUUUCGAUUUUGUGGGCCUCGUCCUAUUUGUAGGGGGGACGGGUGCCAUCAUCUUAGGUCUGAGCUUCGGCUCGAGUAAUGGAUGGAAGGCGCUGUCGACCUUAAUUUUAAUAAUUUCUGGCGGCAUCCAGCUCGGCGCCGGUGCUAUUUACGAAAUAUACACCAAGCGCGAGGCAUUAUUUCCUUCGGCGGCGUUCAAGAAUCGUAGUGCCGUCAUCAUCCUUAUCAUCACGUUUCUCCAUCAAUUUGCAUUUAAUGCAGGGACAUACUAUCUAGCCCUAUACUUCCAGGCCGUCAACGGGGCGACACCCGUGGGAGCUGGUCUCCUCCUUUUGCCCUAUUCACUCGGUUCAUCCUUGAUUUCUAUGCCUGCUGCUUGGUUCAUUGGGUAUAAGCAGUCAAAAUCCCACAAUACAAGCGGUCAAAAAUGGGUGAUUUGUCUUGGUCUAGCAAUUUCGACAUUAGGAUUCGGCCUACUGUGUCUACUGCAUGGAUCCUCUCCCAGAUUGCUUCAGAUUGUAUGUCCGCUGGUUGCAGGUCUAGGAAUCGGCAUGCUGUUUCAUGCCCCUCACCAAGUUUUCACACGAGCUCUACAAUCAAAAGACUUGGCUUCCGGGACCAGCGCCUUCUUCCUGGUACGUUUCACUGGCGCCACCGCAGGUCUGGCCGUUGCAGGGGCGAUAUUCGAUAUUAGACUGUCGCACCUAUUGCCCCAAGACUCUGCAAUGCAGACAUUGGGAUCGUCAUUUGACUUGCAUCGCCUCAGUUCACUCCAGUCGACACCAGAAAAAAUUGUGGUAUUGCACGCCGUAUCUCUCUCCAUAAAGAGUAUAUGGAUCGUGUGCGCACCGUGCCUGGGUAUAGCCAUGAUGGUGGGUGCAUUGCUG